Messenger RNA from Blepharisma stoltei, 1708 nucleotides. Lineage: Eukaryota; Ciliophora; Heterotrichea; Heterotrichida; Blepharismidae. The record is from the annotation of a GenBank genome assembly.
AUGGAAAACUUUGCAACAGAACAGGCUGCUUCAGAUCUGAGCAAGGCUGGGAUAUUUCUAAAUCACGACGUCAAUGGAAUGGGCCAAGAAAGGAUGGGAACUUCAGUUAUGGCUGCUGUUUAUAAUGGAGGGAUCGUAUUUGGUGCUGAUACAAGAACUACAAUGGGUGUCUACAUUGCAUCGAGAAUUUCUGACAAAAUUGAGUGCCUCCAUGAAAAAAUCUUCUGUUUGCGUACCGGAGUUUCGGCUCAUACUCAAGCUUUGGCUAGAUAUAUAAGAUAUUAUCUGUCUCAGCAUGCAUUGAAUGAAGGGAAGCUUCCACUUGUCUUGACUGCUGCGAGACUAGCACAAGAGCUUUUAUUAUAUUUAAGAUAAUAAAAACUUGGUAAAAAGUAAGCUGAAAGUUAUAUAAAGUACUAUAUAAUGGUAAAUAAAUAAAAUGGUAACGUCAUCAAAUAGUUCUAUCCACGCCUCAAAGCUUAGGAUCUUGCUGCGACCUGAAGCCAAGCUGAGCCCAUGGAUCUUAGACAUUUGUGCUCUGCUAGAUUUUGUAUCCCUCUCUUAGCUAUGAAGAUUCUCAAUGGGCAUUUGGGAAAAAAGCUUUUUAUCCCUGGAGGCUAUCAAGGUUAGCUAGGGAGUUCAUCUCUAGCUGGAACUCUCAAUAACUAAGCAGCAGUCUUCAAGAUCUUAAACUUUGCACUCCAAGGUCAGAGAUAGAAACCAAGCAGAAUGCCAGAGCAAAGAUAUCUCUGGUGGUACCAGGGUGUUCACCCACAGCUGAAAAAGUCUUCUUCGAAGUUUUGCACGGGUGAGCCAUUAAGCAAGAAAACACUACCUAGUCUAACUAAAUAAUGGUAUAUAUCAGAAUAAAGCCUAUAUUGAAGGAUCUUUUAUUGUUGGAGGCUGGGAUCCUGUGAAUGGCUGUCAGCUUUACGAAGCAGCCAUGGGAGGAACUUUGGUUAAUCCUACUUACUUACUCCCCCUCCAUGAGCGAGCAAAAACCACUGGAAAAAUCCCUUUUUUUUGGUUAAAACCGUCUCCGUGAACGAUUGAAAUAAAUUUUUUUAAUAAAAAUUUUUUAUGAAAAAAAGACUAUUAAAUUUAUAUAAUGACCACCCUCCAUCAACGAACAAAUUUUUUUCUUUGCCCAUGGAAAAGGGGGAGUUAUUAUUUACAUUUAUAAUCAGAAUUCUGGUCAGCAUACCGAUCAGAACAAUUGAACUCAUUCUAGGAGUCAUCAGGUGACGUUGCUAUACUGUUCCUAUCCUCCCGUUUCCAAGGUCCUCUUCUCCGUUGCUGCCAGUGGCACGUGGACGACUCGUGCCGUUAGAGAUCAUAGGUGUGGGACUUGCUUGCCACUUGCUCAUCUCAGCCUUCACUUAUCUGCUCCAGCCGCUUUAUCUUAACCCUCAGCAGUAAUCAAACCCCUUUUAGCAGGACAAAACCCACCUGCAAGUAGCAAACUUUGGUUAAUCAGCCUAUUGCAUUGAUGGGGAGUGGGAGUACUUAUAUUUAUGGAUACGUUGACGCGAACUACAGACCAGAUAUGAAUCAACAGGAAUGCAAAGAUUUUAUUAAGAAAGGUCUAGCAUUGGCAAUGGCUAGGGAUGGAGGAUCUGGAGGAUGUGAAAGAUUGCUGAUAGUUACCCCUGAUUCUGUUACAAGAGAAUACGUCGCUCAAGAAGAGUUUCCUUAUAGCCUUAGAUAA